UAUGGAUUAUGAUAUAAUUGGUUUUGUUAAUCUGAAAUCUUUAGUAAUAAAAGCUGGAGCUAGAGUGACGUUCUCUACGGAAAACAGUAAAAUUCUCAUUCGAAAUGGUCAAGUGAAAAUUGAUGGAAAACAAGAUAAUCCUAUAUAUUUUGAUAUAAAUAUUACUAAUUUGAAUAAAUCAAAUAGUAGGGUACAAAUGAGAUAUGGCACUGGAUAUUACUUGGAAAUGCUUAAUAGUAAUAAAGCAUUUGUUAAGAUAUGUCAUGAUUUGAAUAUUGAAAAACAGCUUAGCCAAUAUACAUGCAACUAUGCAGGAUUUCAUAUGAAGCAUUACGAACCUUUAACUAGACUUUACAAAAAUGAUUGUUCGAGUUUAAAAUGUCCAGAAGGUUUUAAAGAUAUUUCAUCUUGUACAAUUGAUGGGAAUAUUCAACAAGAUUAUAUUGCUUUCUAUACUUGUUAUGGGGAACCAUUGAAAAAUGGUAUUAUUAUUCACGACUCUUCAAAUGUUGAAAUAUCUCAUUUAAAUAGUAACGGAGCCGCAAUUCAUAUCGUUGAUUCUGUUAUUGAGACAUUAAACUAUAUUCGAGUUAAAGAAAUUCAAGAAUCUGAUCCUGCACUCUUCCUAUUCCAUCCACAAAUAGAGAAGAAUAAACAAAUUAAUAAUAUUAACAUCGAGGAUAAUUUGGCUAAUGGCUUAGUUAUCGACUCUUCGGAAAGAACUGCUAUUCAUUCUUUAUAUGCAAGAAAUAAUAGCAAAUCUGGUUCAAUAAUAAGGUCAACGAGGUCAUAUUUAAGAAAUCUCAAAGAUCCUGUAGAUGCAUGCUUCAUUAAAUGUACUAAUUGUACCGAAGAAGAUAUAGAAUUCCCUAUUGUGUUGUAUACGAUAAAAGGAUGCGAUAAAUUUGACAAAAAGACGUUUACUGCUAAAAAUGGGAAAGUUUUUAUGAUUAAAUCGUACAAUAUAACAAAGCAUCCACACCAAAUUAAAGAUGGAUCUAAUAGUCAAAUCUUGCGAUUUGGUGUUUCUCAUAAUUCUCAUUAUGAAAGUAAGAGUAAUUCAAUUGAAGUAUAUUUCAUCAACAACUACAAUACAAAUGAGGCAACUUUUCUCCUAAUAGAUGUAGUAGAACCAGGGUCAACGAUAUCUAAAAUAACGAAUUCUGCCUUUGAAGAAAACUAUAACGGACUUGAAAUAAUAAAUAAUUUCCAUUCCUUAGAAAUGAAUAAUAUUCAAGCAAUCAACAAUCUACAAAUUGGUAUUUCUAUUAGUUUGCUACCAAAAUACAUAGGCCUAAGUGAAGUUCAAGCAAGAAACAAUACAAUUGGUAUAAAAUUAAAUGAGAAAGGUGAUAUAAUCAAAAUGGAACGGAAUGAUAUACAGUCUAAUUCAAAACUAGGAACAAUUAUUCAAGUAAAGUUUGGAAAUCAUGGAAAAACAAGGAUAAUUGGUAAUGAAUUUAUUGAUAAUAAACCGGUAAAAGAUAUAGAUAGUCAAAAUUUUCACUUUUUCCCCGAUUUUGUAUCAAGUAUCUUGAAAAUCUCUUCCACAACCAAUCUGCAAAUUUAUGACAAUAUUUUUCAUAAUCCAAAAUUUUCGUAUGAAUUAAUUUUACAAUCGCCUCGCUAUGAUAUUGUCAAUGUUUCUGGUAAUUUUUGGGGGGAUUUUAAUCCUUGGACCAGAAUCAUUGGAUAUCAUUUUGCCUAUCAUCAUCAACCUGUUCUAAUAGAAACUCAAUUUUCUGAUAUUCAACGAACUACUCUAAAAGAGGUAUCGUUUCCUUGGUUAAAUAAUGAUAAAUUUCUUAUUGGAGAUUUGAGUGGAGAAGUUACCAUUAAAUCAGGGAAAUACAUUCUUCUCGGACCUGUUAGAUUAUUAAAUGAUUGCUCCUUAACAAUUGAAGAUAACGUUGAAAUUGAAGCUAGACCAUACUCUGGAAUAGAAGUUUACGGAAGGCUGGAUAUUAAGGGAUCUAAUCAUGGAAGCAUUCAGAUAAAAAUGAAUAAUUCGAUGAAAAAUGAGCAAGUUUCUCUAAAAGCAAUAUCAUUAAAUGAAGAAGUAGUUGAAAUUCAAUUCAAUUCAACAUCAUACGGUAUAUGCUAUGUUGAUAAUGACAUUACCUUGUACAAUGCACUAUGCUUAACUAUGGGAUUUUAUAAUUAUUCAUCCAUUUCAUAUAGAUAUUCCAAUAGUGGGGAAUCAAUGAUAGUUUUGAAUUGUCCUACUGUCUACUACGAAACUUGUACUAAGGAAAUUAAACAUUGUCAAAAAUCUUUAAAAUUGAAGUGCAAUGUACCAAACUGGGGAGGAGUUGCAUACUUAAUUGGAUCUGAGCCAAGUAGGAUAGCUGGCUUACGCAUUGAAAAUGCCGGUUUAUUUAACUAUGAUCUUUACUUUGAGCAAAUGCAACAAAUGUUGGAAAAUGUUGAAAUCAUAUCAACUAGUAAAUAUAGCAUAAUUAGUCCAUGGGGUCAAGUUCAUGAUGAAGUUAUUUUAAAAAAUACGAAAAUAUCAAAGAGAUACCUUAGCUAUACUAACGAGAUUUUGAUAAGAGCACCAAGAACAACAAUUGAAGAUUGUACAUUUAAUAUUGAAGUUGUAAAUCUUCAAUACAUACGAAUGCCAUUGUUACCUGAUACAAAUUUCCUUGGCUUCAGCCUAGCUAUAUCUCAGGCAAAAACUUAUCCAGAGAAUAUAGUAAACGUUCAAGGAAAAUUAGUAUUUCUUAUUAAAGACUUUUAUAGCAGUAAAAACUAUGAAAUAGAAUUUCGAAGUUCAAAAAGGAUUUAUUUAAAUAUUAAGAUAUUUACAAACUCGAUGCUGAAGAUAUCUGAUGGACAAACUACAAUUAAUAUUGAAAAUACCUAUAGUGAAUAUUCUUAUUAUGAAAAAGCUAUUUUACAUCUUUCAUUAGUUAAAUUUUGUAAAGUAGUUAUAACUGAAGAUCUUCUACAGAGCAAUGAUUUAAGUAUACCAAAACCAAAUUUUACUGUUAAACAUUCAUUUUUAAAGGCAAAUUUACUAAUAAUUGAAGAAUAUCAUCCAUCCAAUAAAUUAAAUAUCGAUUUAAUCAAUGUUACAUUUUCAUCUUCUGGACUAACUGUUAAAGUUGUUGAACUACAUCAAUUUAUCAGUUUGAAUUUGGAAAAUUGUACUUUUGAACAAAAAGAUAUUGCCUUAAGCAUUCCAUAUAGUAACAAAGGACCUCUACAAAUAGUAAGCAAUAUAAUGAAAGAUAUUCAAAAUGUGAACUUUGGUAUUCUAUUAGAAUCGGAUUAUCAUAUUCAAAAACUAAAUAAAUCUAUUGCAAUUCAUGAAAAUACGUUUCAUAAUCUUAUUACAAAAUUCAAUGUUGUUAAGAUGAAUAUUUAUGAAGGUUUUAUACAAUUUCAACAAAAUGUUAUAAAUAACUGUUCUGCACCUGAUAGUCUGAUUCAUUUUACCAAUACUGGUAAAUUUCAAUUAAAGAAAACCUUUUCAAAUAAUCAGAUUACUUUAAAUAACGCAAAAUAUAGUUUAAAACUUGAUGGACAAUAUAUUCCCGAAAUCUUUCAAAAUGUUUUCAGUAAUGACGAAGUAGACUAUGAAAUUAGAUUGAAUAUUGUUUGCUAUCCGCUGAAAGAUGAAAACUGCCAACGUAAUGCUACUCAUAACUUUUUCAAAUCAACUAAUCCUUAUGAGAGAAUUUACGACGGCCGUUUGAACGGGUUUCUUUCUACUUUGAAAUUAUCUCCGUCGUACUUAAAUAUUGAAAUGACAGAAGAAGAAGACUAUAAUUGGCCAAUGAGGAAAAAAUCCGUUUUGCAGGGAUUUUAUUCAGAAUCUUUAGAAAUAAAUGAUAAUGUCGAUAUAUUAAGAAAUACAGUUAUUAACGGUGAUUUGAAGAUAACAAUAACGAAGAAUAUAAUAGUUAGCUUUAAAAAUUGUUCAAUAUUAAUGAUAUAUGGGGAUCUUAUUAUUGAAAAGAGUCCAGAAUUUCAUAUUCAAUUCUCUAAAUUCAUUAACGGCAAAAUAUUCAGACUAAGCGAAGGAUAUUUAAAAGUCUAUGAAAACGAUUCAUGGUUUUAUAUAAGUUUUCCUUCCUUACCAACUAAGCGUUACAUUUUUGAAGGAAAUCUCAUAUGUAAGGCCCUUUGCCUGGGAGAAUGGUCAGACAAUUCUGUCAAUUACUUAGAGAGACCAGAGAAAGAGUUGAUACGAUGGCAGUUGGAUUGCGAAACCUCUGACAACUUUGAAAAUUGUUCAUUAAAGGAGCGGUCAGAUAGGAAUAUUUUUCCAAAUAUACGUUGUAAGAAGUCGGCUCCCUGGCAAAGUCGUUUGAUCAUUUUUGGAGCGAAUAGAGUUAGUAGUAACUUGCAGAAUAGUAAAUUUCAUGGAGUUGAACUUUUACUUAUAAAUAGUAAAACACCAAAUUUAGAUAGUUCAUCUUUUCUCGCCGUACAUUCCGCUAUAAGAUUUUACGGAGGAGACGAAGAUGAUCAACUUAAAAUCAAAUACCUAAAUAUAACUCAUUGUACAAAAUCCGGUAUUGAACUAUGGAACUCUUAUAAGAGCAUAGACAUCUCCAAUUCAGCAUUUCACUAUGCUACUAAAUCUUUCGUAGUAAAAAAUCUAGAUCUUAAAGAUGUUAAUGAUAUUGUAGGUUUUUCAACACCAAUCAAUUGUUUUUCACCUAUAUUCUUCUGUUCAUUAAAUUCUAUUUUCGAAUUGAACGAAAAUGAUUCUGUACUCUGGUUGGAUUACGAAUGGUUUCAAGAAUAUCAAAAAUUAGGUUGUUCAGCAACUUUUAAAGCGAAUGAAGAGAAUAUAAUUCAAGUAAAUGUGAAAAUUAAGUUAAAUUUUGGUAAAAUAUUUAGGCUAUUUAACGAAGAAACAGGAGAAGAGAUACAAUAUUUUCCAAAUAAAGUUUUUACGACAGUGAAUAAAAUAAUAAUUGAAGUAUUAGAGGAUUUGCAUAAGGCAUCAAACGAUCAUUGGAUAUUACUUUUAAAAUCUGUUAAACCAGAUCAUGACAGUUGUGACUUUGAAACACCUAUCUGCAAUUGGAAGAAUCAUUACUUAGCAUUUGAAAAUAUCUUCAAACCUUUCUUGGUUGUCUCUUCAACAGAUCCUACUUCUGUUUUCGCUUUAAAAUCGGAUGCUAAUUUUUUAGGUAUGAAUGGUCAUUAUCUUCUACUGAAAGGUAAUGGACAUAGUUGUUCAAGUUAUCCAGUACCGGAAGGAUCAGCGGUCUUAGUUAGUAGAAUAAUAAAGCCUGAAGAUGAUAUUUGUCAUGUCUACUUUCAUGCCUACAAAGCAAAUGCGCCACAUACUAUGAACAUAAAAGUUGUAGUAAGUAUUGAUGGAAAAUUAAGGAAUAUAGUCUCUAACAAUGUUUUCAUUAAUCCACAUUUAACUUAUGAAAUUUCUACAAAUGUUAAAACAUCUGCAUCCAAAAUGGCAAACUGUAUGAACAAUUGGUGGGGAACAACAGAUAUUUCACUAGUAGAUAAAAAAUUAUAUGAUGGUAGAAAACAAUCAUCAGUAGUAACUUUAACGUUUCAACCUCUUUCUCAGACGCAACCAACUCAUUUUAUCUCAUCGACUAGUUGCUUACCAGGAUGGAGAUAUAUUGAUGGUAAUUGUUACUUCCUCUAUUCUGGUAUUGGCAAAAGAGAGGAAGCACAAAACUGGUGUAUCUCCCAUUCAGCGUAUUUAGUGAAAAAGGAAACUCUUCAUUCCCAAGAAUCAAUUCAAAACCUACUAUCGUUUACCGAAUUGAAUGGUAGUCUUGGACUAAAUGAUAUAUGGACCAGUGACGAUCUAAUUAGUAAUAGCGGAAUGAAUGACUCACUAAAGCCAUGGUUAUGUUCUAAAACUGGAUCAGGACUUUGCAUUGACAACUGCAACGGUAAAGGAAGAUGCUUUGGAUCGAAAUGCUUAUGUGUUCCUGGAUGGAAAGGUAAAUCUUGCCUCGAGUUCUCCUGUAGAGAAGUGUCGGAAUGCUCUAGUAGAGGAGAAUGUAUCGGCCCUAAUAUUUGCAAAUGUAGCCAAGGAUGGGAAGGAAAAAACUGUGCAAGAUCAAAAUGCCCAAGAUAUCUAUCUUGUCAACAGUGUACAAAACACGAAGGAUGCGGUUGGUGUGAUUCGAGGCAAAAGUGUAUGCCAGGCUCUCCAACUAAACCUUACGGAAACUGCACCAAUUGGUUUUACAGAGAGUGUAUUAGUUUAGCACCUAGUAGAUGUUCAAAAGAAAUCAAGAUAAUUGAUUGUGAUAAAUAUCAAUGCUCUACACGCAGAUAUAUAUCGAAAGGUUUAUGCCAGCAAUGUCGAGAUUUGGAAGUUUGUUUUACAAAUUCAACUUGUCGUACAUGGAUUGAAAAAAUUUGUAUAAAUGGCUAUCCAAGACCAGACCUACUUGAUCCUAACCGAUUCACUGCAACGGAAAUAAAAGAUAACGUGGUUCUUGUAAAAAAUACAACCAAGAUUUAUAAAUGUAUUGGGAGAGAGCAAAUAAAAGACAUGAACAACAAGAUAUACGAAAUAUUGAUUGUUCCUUCUAAAAAGGUCAAAUAUCAAAUAGGCGUUAUCUUAUUGAGCAGUCAAUCGGGAGGUAUUGUUCAUCUUAUCGUCGAUUCAAGACAAUCCUUGGCUAACUAUACAAUUUACCUUACUAAAAUAAGUGAUCCGAUAAACGUACUUAAGUACGCUCAUUUCAAAACUAAAGGAAGAUUUCAAUAUCAUAAAAAUCCAAGAGCAAUAGAUUCUUUUCCUCGUCUCGAAAAAGUUCGAAAAUUUACAAAAUCCAACCAAAACUAUGUGGAUAUGGGUACAAAUGAAUUUUUUAAAUGCUCCGGUCAAGGAUACUCUUAUCGCGAUGAAACAGUAUGGUCUCAUUUUAUAAUAACCAAAUAUCAGAAUUACAAAGUUGGAGAUGUUUUAUACGGCAAUAGAUCAAGAGGUUUUCUCGAAAGUGUCUUGCGAACCGGUCAGAAUCGCGAGGAUUUAUUCGUAGAGACAGAACUUUCUGAUUGUUCUCGAAUGUUGAAACCUAAUCAAAUAGAUUUAGAUACCAUUAUCAACCUAAAAUCAGAUUUAGAGUGUCAAAGUAUGGAUGGUAUACCUUCUCUCCAUUACUUGGAGAGGGAGAAAAUUGGUAAACCAAUACACGAAAAUGAUAUUAUUGUUGGUCGAUCUUCGUUACCAGUUCUCGGAUUCAUUAUCAAUAUUACGAUAUUCACAAAUGAAUGGAAUUUUGUGGAAGUUAUCAAUUUGGAAACUAUUUCUAAAGAUUUAAAGGUUAAUGACGUGAAAAUCGAAGAGAUUAACUUAUUACCAAGAAAUAAACAAUAUUCAACUAUUAACGAUAAAUUUAAUGAAGUACAAUCAACGCAAUCAAAUAUCAGAUUAGAAAACGAUACAGGAAAUGUGAAUAUAAAUUCUCUAAUUUCGAUCAGUGCAGAACCUCUAUUUGAGCUAAAAAUAUCACCUCAGAAAUUUUAUCUGGACCAUUUUAGAGUGUCUAUAAUAGGGAAAGUAAACUUUCAGGUUGAUACAGAUGUUAAUGUUGCAAAGUCAGUUAAAAACUUUACAAUCUUUCAAAGAGAUACGCAUCUUUUACAUUUAGAGAAAGAUUUUCGAGUCAAAAUAGCAGGCGUCUCCAUACCUGGCUCUUUGGUCUUACAUCGUGUAUCUUAUGGACCAAUCUUUUUUAAUUCAGCUAGAAGUGUCCAAUCGACAUCUUCAACUGUUUUUAAUAUCAAUUUCGAUAUUGGGGCAACUUUGAGUAAGGAAACAGAUAUUAUUAGAAGUGGAGAAGGACUUACAGCUAGUAUAAAAGAUUCUAAAAUCAGUGGAUCGUGGUUGGGUAUUUCUAAUAUUGAAAGCUUUCUUGAUAUUGGAUUUUCAAUUCGGUGGCCAUAUUGGCCAGAUCAGAAGAAUGUAAUUUCAAAGGAUGAUCUUGAUACAACAAUCAAUCACGAUUCUAUCUAUAAUUGGUUGAAAGAGAAGCAAAUUGACAUAAGAAGAAAAACGACGGGAAAAUUAAUUAAAGAUAAGGAAUUGUAUGUAAUUGGAGUUUACGAGCUUCAACAACAAUUUUUACAAAGAUUCGGAUACUGCGAUAGCCAUAGAUGUACAGAUAUUUCAAAACCCAAUAGUGCAAGACAAACAAAAUUUUAUGGACAAUUUAGCGUUGCCGGUUUAUCAAAAAAAUUCAAUUAUCCUUUAAAAGAAAAAUUUAAUGAACUGGAAAGCCUUUGUUUAAGAAGAUCAAGGACUUUUAGGCAUUUAGAGGGCUGUUGCCUCUGUACCGAUAAAUACGGUCUUAUAAAUUAUGGAAGACUUGAUCCGAUUACUGGUGAGUGCAUGUGUAGAUGCUUUUGCAAUGGUCCAAAAGCUCAAAUAAGUUGGAAAACACAAUUUCGGCCAUGUCAAUGCUGUCCUGAUGGUUCCGCUAUUAAGGAUGGAGAGUCUACUUCAUCAUGCUUGUGCACAUGCGAAGACGGAACUGUAUCGACUCUGGGAAGGAACGGAUGUAUCUGUGAAAAGUGUGUGCCAUGUUGGACAGGAGAGAUACCAGUGCGUAGACCAGAUGGAAUCUGUCAAUGUCCCUCUACUUGCGGAAUUAACAGUGUUUGCACGUCACAGAGAAAAGGUGACGAUUGUAACCAACCAUACUGUUUUCCAGAUCAAAGUUGUAGCAGUAAUGGUAAGUGUACAUUGUUCGAAGGUUGCCAAGCUCGAUGUGUUUGCAAUAGAUUUUGGCAAGGACCAACUUGUAAUUUUCGAAAUCCUACACGAGGAUCUGGAGAUCCUCAUCUUGAAACUCUUGAUGGAAAUUCUUAUGAUUUUUUCGAUAUUGGUCAAUACUGGGGUUGCAGGACUCCAACAAUUGGAUAUCAAUAUAGAUUUUUUGGUUUAAAUGGAACGUCCUUCAUUGGAGGAAUGGCUAUUCGUCUUGGCAAUGUAUCCGUACUUACAAUCAACACUUUACUUAAGAGUAGCUCAGCAGAUCUCCCACUUUUAAGACUGGAUGGAGAUUAUUUAUCUAACAUCACUAUGAAUAGUACAUUUACAUUCGAUAAUGUAACUAUUCGUCUAGAUAUUUCAUUAAAGAAAACCAAUGUAUAUCAUGAUGAUCCAACUAUUUUAAUUAUUUCCAUUAAAUACUCAACAGGAGCAUCGUUAUCAGUGGUGGUUUCGUACAGUAAGGCACUGAAGAGGCAAUAUUUAACAUCAAUUCUUAUUGCUACUGCUGACAUGAUGAAUAAAACGUCUGGAUUGUGUGGUUUUAUGAAUGAUAAUGAAAAUGACGAUUUCAAAGGUCCAUAUGAACAGUUGUAUUCUGACGCAAGAGCUUUUGCCAAAUCAUGGAAAAUAAAAUUUCCAACAAGAUUAAAUGGAGGAACAGCUGGAUCCUGGUCGUGGACAGAGUCCAAUUUCCAUAAAGAUGAUUCCAUGGAUCUUUCAUAUUUUGAUCCAUCUCAUCAGCCAGUAUAUGCUCUACAAAAUUUUUCCAAGGAUGAUAUUGAAAAUGCACAUAAACUGUGUUCAGGAAAACAGCUUACUAAAAUCGAAAUAGAUCAAUGUAUUUUCGAUAUUGUAUAUUCAGGAGAUGUUUCAAUGGCUUGUCAGUUUGUUUGGAACGUAAAACUAUGUCCUAAUCAAUGCCUAAGUAGAGGCACCUGCUUAAAUGGAACAUGUAUAUGCGUUGAUGGAUGGUCCGGUGAAUAUUGUGAACAAGGUGAUUGUGGCCUAUGUGUAAAUGGGAAUUGUAGUGAAGGUUUCUGUAUCUGUAAUGAUGGAUUCGAAGGUCCAGCAUGUGAAGAUGAAGCAGUAUGCGAAAUGAACUGCUCUUACAACGGUGUUUGCGUUAAAUCUGGUGUUUGCAGAUGUAAUGAAGGCUGGCUCUCUCCGAAUUGCACUGAAUUAGCGCAAUGUUCUCUUGGUUGUGGAAAUCAUGGUCUCUGCAUAGAUGAUGAAAAAUGUAAGUGUAAUCUUGGAUAUAAUGGAACGAGCUGUUCUACUUUCAGUUGUGAAGUACUUAAUCAUUGCUCCGAUCAUGGAUUUUGCCUUGACUUUGAUACUUGUCUCUGCUUUAAAGGCUGGACAGGUGAAAGUUGUUCAAUUCCUAUAUGUGACAAUCAGUGCUCAGGAAACGGUGAAUGUAACAUGCCAGGAAAUUGUUCGUGCCAAGUGGGAUAUUCUGGAAGUGACUGUAGCAUGUUGGAUAGCUGUCCUCAAGUUCGAAACUGUACGAAUAAUGGAUUGUGCGUUAAUGAAACAAUUUGUGCUUGUGACGAAGGGUUUGACGGGAUAGACUGUAGUGUACCUGUAUGUACUCCUCCAUGCUCCGAAAAUGGCACUUGUAUAGAGCCAGAUAGGUGCACUUGCAAUAUGGGUUAUACUGGUAAGACUUGUACGGAAUUUUCGUGCGAGUCUCUCCAAUACUGUUCAACUCAUGGUAAUUGUACUUCUUUCGAUCAAUGCGAAUGCGAUGAAAAUUGGACUGGGCCCUUGUGCGAUAUUCCUUUGUGUAAGGCUGUAUCCAGUUGCUCAAAGAAUGGUCAAUGCAUUGAUGUAAAUACUUGUAUUUGUGAUAGGGGAUUUGAAGGAGUGGACUGUAGUUCACGAGUGUCUAAAAAUAUGGCUCCUCCAAAGUUCUUCACUCAAGAUCUUAACAUAGAGGUGAAAGAAGACAUUCAAGUGGGAGAAUAUUUAAAAGAAGUUUAUGCCAAUGAUACUGAUCCAGGAGAGGCGGGAACAGUUUCAUACUUUUUGCUACCAACAAAUGCUCCUGUUACAAUUGAUAGUAGAACGGGUAUAUUAAAAACAUUAGGAAAACUUCAACCCGGUCAAUUUCAUUUGGAAGUUGUUGCAUCAGACAAUGGCAUUCCAGCAAAGUCAUCUUCAAAGAGUUUAAAGAUGACCGUACUGGACAUUAACGAAUGUGCUACUAUUUAUAGCCCUCUAAACAACUUUCAGCUAACAAUCAAUAGUAGUUUACCUUUAAAUUCUACCCUAUUUGACAUCAACGUAACAGAUAGUGACCUUGGAAUUUUCUCAGAAAUAUUUGCAGCAAUCAACUUCGAAGGAUCAAUAUUAAAACCUUUUUUAGAUAUUGCUAAUAAUUCUUUGACAUUAAAAACACUCCUUACGCCCCUUCCACACGGUCAAUAUAGAGUCAAAUUAAUAGUUUUUGAUGUGUCAGAUGAACCUUGUUCAAGUACAAUAACCUUUACAAUAAAUAUUCUACCCCCGUAUGCUGACAACGGAAAUUUUGGGGAAAAUCCAGAUACUGAUGACAACGAGAAGACAAUUACCCUUUCUAGUUUAGCAACUUCUACACUUCAGGUUUCAACACAAGAAUCUUCUACAAACCCUCAAACUAAUACUUAUUUAAAUACACAUCUAAUGACGUCAUUAGGAAAAUCUACUGAGUCAGAAAAAACGAAUACGUUUUCAUCAACCUCUCCAUCAAGCGUCACUCUAAGUACUCUAAACGACAAAUCGUCGAAAACAGAAAGUUCUCAGCAAACGAAACUAAGUAGUGAGCAAACUUCAGUGUCACUUACCGAUAUAUACACGGAACAAAGGGAAACCUCCAAUACUCCAAGUAGAGAGUCAAUUACGAAAUCUAUUUCUAUUGCACAAAGAGCACCGAUUUCCAAGUACUUACUAACAGGUUUAGGAUUAACAAUUGCAUCAUUAUUAACAAUUAUAGCUGUCUCUAUAACAACAAUUAUCAAAAUGAAAUAUAUACAUUGGCAUAAAUAA
Molecule: messenger RNA, 11758 nt
Organism: Dimorphilus gyrociliatus
Lineage: Eukaryota; Metazoa; Annelida; Polychaeta; Dinophilidae
Source: the annotation of a GenBank genome assembly